AGAGGAAGUCGCAGUUCAGUCAGCUGAUUCCUUCACAUGACCGUUUUCUAGCUUCUCCUGUUUACCGGCGAAACUAGCGCAAAGAAUCCGGUUUUAGCUGACGGAGCCGCGAUGUUAGAGUCCGUUUAGUGACCGGACGGAGGAAUUUGCCGGACAAACUUCUCAUAGUUUAUAAAAACAGCUAAUUAUGCUGAAAAACGCAGCGUGAAUCCGGAGAAAGGCUGGUGAGCUUCAGUGAUCGAUGUGCUGCUCACUACAAUAGAGUUUUUUUCGUUUUUUUCUUCAUUCACUUCCUCAAGGAAUUUAAAAUCCUCCACGAUGACUCCAGAGGGGAAGCGGCUGUCCAACAUCAUCGUCCUCGGCUUCGGCUUCAUGUUCAUGUUCACGGCUUUCCAAACGUGCGGCAACAUAGAGCAAACCGUGAUCAAGAGCUUCAACUCCAGCGAGUUCCACGGCAGCGGAUACACGAGCAUGUCCAUCAUCUAUGGAGUUUUCUCAGCAUCCAACCUGAUCGCUCCCUCCGUGGUGACGGUCAUCGGGCCUCAGCUCUCCAUGUUCUUCAGUGGACUCCUGUACAGCGCCUACAUCGCCAUGUUCAUCCACCCGUACACCUGGAGCUUCUACACGGCGUCGGUGCUGGUCGGGAUCGGAGCUGCAGUUCUGUGGACAGCUCAGGGAAACGUUCUCGCCAUCAACUCCACCGACAGCACCAUAGGAAGGAACAGCGGAAUCUUCUGGGCUCUGCUGCAGUUCAGCUUGUUCUUUGGAAAUCUGUACAUUUACUGCGCCUGGCACGGACACGUUCAUAUAACAGAUAAAGACCGUCAGACGGUGUUCAUCUCGCUCACCGUCAUCAGUCUGGUCGGCUGCUUCCUCUUCUUCCUCAUCAGGAAACCCGACCCUGAAUCUUCUCCUGUCAACUCGGAGGUCACCGAGUCGCUGCUGGAGCCCGAAUCCAUCGAGAGCUCCACGUCCAGUUCGACUCCGCCGGGACUCUGCUCUCAGGCUCUGGACGCUUUCAUUAAAGCCUGUAAAAUGUUUGUCUCCAAGGAAAUGCUGCUGCUGAGCGUCUCCAUUGGAUACACCGGUCUGGAGUUGACCUUCUACAGCGGCGUCUACGGGACGUGUAUCGGAGCCAUGACCCGCUUCGGUCAGGACGCUAAGAGUCUGAUCGGGAUCUCUGGGAUCUGUAUCGGAAUUGGAGAAAUCUUAGGAGGGGGCGUCUUCGGGCUGCUCAACAAGGACAAUCGCUUCGGCAGGAACCCGGUGGUUCUGCUCGGACUCAUCACCCACUAUGUCGCCUUCUACCUGAUCUUCCUGAACAUCGCCAGCGACGCUCCUAUAGCUCCUGAAGCAGGAACCGACCUGCAGUCGUACAUCAGCCCCAACGUCGGCGUUGCGUUGCUCUGCAGCUUCCUGCUCGGUUUGGGCGACAGCUGCUUCAACACUCAGCUGCUCAGCAUCAUCGGCUUCCUGUUCAGAGACAACAGCGCUCCAGCAUUCGCCGUCUUCAAGUUCAUCCAGUCCAUCAUGGCGGCGCUGGCCUUCUACUACAGUAACUACCUGCUGCUCCACUGGCAGCUGCUCAUCCUCGUCAUCGCCGGCUUCCUCGGCUCCGUCACCUUCUUCGUGGCCGAAGGCGUCGCUCAGUCCAGCCGCCGGGAGUCCGACUACGACAGCAUCUGAGGGAACCGCCGGAGGUGUUUGGGUCUCCACAGCUGGAUUAGAACUCCUCCACGAAGACGUGUGUCGGACCGACGCCGUGGUACGUUUGGUUUUCACCGAGCCAAAUGUCUGGGAGGUGGAGUGUGCACGCCAGAUAUACCUCAGUUAGCUUCAUUCCAAACUCGUUUUCUUUACUUUGUGCACACAGUCUGAAUAAAUUCUACUCAGCGGGGUGGUGGAGGAAAUAUGGAAGCACUUUGGGUUGAUGGUAGUCCAGUACGGAGGGAGGACACACCGAUUUAUGGAUCAGCCGCUGGUUUUAAUGUUCACUUUAAACAGACGUCUGCUGAUAUUCACUUUAUUUGAUCUUGACAGUAAAUCCCAUAAAGAGACUCGUCAUAAACGGCUUAUUUCUUUGUGCCAAAAUCGGUUAGAAACAACUGAAUACACCUUCCGCUGCUGUAAAUGUGACUGAAUCCGCCGCUGAAAAUGGUCCCAGACGCACCGUUUAUCACAGAUGUUGGUCUUUUUAUGGGUUUGCUGCCAAGAAAAAUAAAGAAUAUCUUGGACUCGUGCACAUAUUACAAUGAAACGCUGACAAAACCGUCACUCUCAAAUUCCUCCAUCUAUUCACUGCACUUGUGUCGUUACUGCUUUACUCUUCAGCUCCACUUAAAGGUCAUCACAGCCGCAAAAUUCACUUUUCACCACAAAUUUUCUGCAACUGGGAACAGAUUGUUAGUUUAAAGGGAAACAUAAUCAAGAAACUGGGUUCUUUCUGUUCAUUUCUGUUCCAUGUGAGGGUUCUGUGUUGCUGUUCCGCUGAUAUUUAGGGGAAACGUCGCGCUGUAAUCGGAUCAUUUGACGGCUGGACAACAGACUGUUUGUGCCUCCAUGAAAGAAAGAUUAAGUCUUUUUCUUUGCUGCUUUUUCUCGUCACCUGAUGUUCAAACGGUGAAUGUUUGACAGGAAAGAGACACAACAAGACGGCAAAUCAGGGGGAAUUUACUUUUGAUUCCAGAUUUUUGGAUUGAAUUUAACUUGUAGCUUAAAGGGACACUGCAGUGAUGUAACACCACAGUUAUAUUUACCAAAAAAAUGUCGGUUUCUACAAGUCCCAUAAUGCACCUUGAUGACAUCUUAUGUUAUCUAACCCACUGGCAGGCUUCGAGGACAGGAUUUCUUUUAAAAAAAUCACCCAAAUUAUGCUGAUUUAUCAGCCAAAAACGUAAAAAUAGAAAAAAAUGUGUCAUUUUCAACUUUCUGAUGGUCCUUGAACUCAUCAUCUGUUACCUUGGAGCUUCAAAACUUUCUAUUUCAUCAAAAGAAUGUUUUAUUCUUCAUGUUACAUUUAAAAAUCUGCCAAAAAUAGAUUCUUUAAAAAACAAACAAUUUGCCAAACUUGCAUAAUUCAUCAGCCAGAAACUAAUAUUGAUGAUAUUUUUUACUUUACUUUUUUUGCUGACUUUUUUUCUUCAUGCUGUUUGCAUAUUUGCUGCUGGCUGUUCUAACCACACCCUAUUAAAAAAGGAAAAAAAGAAAAGAAAUGAAUUUUGUGACACAACCGUGCAGCCAUCAAUGACUCGGCUGAGACUAACAGACACAUGACAGAAAUUCAGAGUUUUCAGCUGAAAUGCAGGUUGUGUUUUUAAAAAGUGCCAAACUUGGACAGACAAAAAUGACUGGAUGUUUGACUUUCUAACAGUCCUUGAACUAAUCCUUUGUGGCGUAGGGUUCAGUUGGGAAAAUUUGCUACAUCAAAGUCCAAAAAUGAGCAUUUUGUGGUAAUAAUAUUCGGUAAAAAUUUUUUAAAAAUCUGCUCUCUUCGGUGUAGCAGAGAAACCAUUGGCAACUCAGCUGUGACAAAACAGCUGUGUUUUUAAAAAAUGCCGAACUAUGACAGGAAAAAAAUGACUAGAUAUUUGCCUUUCUAACGGUCCUUGAACUAAUCCUUUGUGACGUAGGGUUCAGUUGGGAAAAUUAACCACGUCUAAGUCCAAAUAUGACCAUUUUGUGCUGAUAAUAUUCUGUUAAAAACUAAAAUUAUGCUCUCCUUGGUGCAACAGAAAAACCAUCAUCGACUCAGCUGGGACCAAUAAUUACAAUUAUCUGGUAAUUAUUCAGACAGUUUACACAGAGCAGACAGGAGACGGGGAUACACGUUAUAAAUGGUUAAAUAUCGACGCCAUGGGAAGCCACCAUUAGCUUUUCUAGUGUUGGUAACAACUGAGGACACUUGGAAAAUAAAUAAUCAAAGAAAUUCAGCUUACAUUUAUUAACUUUCUUCUGAGUCCGACUGGCAGACAACAUUUCUGAGUUCCUCUCCUUCUUCUUCAUGCAGAACUUUAGAUUGAAAAAUGAACCACGGUGAAGAAAAAUGAGGCAGAAGGUAAAACCUGUUUGGAGUUCAGAGGGUUAGCAGUCUUUCUGUGUGUUUAUCUGCCAGGCUUCCUCCUGUUAAAGUCCUCUGUGGAGGUUUUGGAACUAAAGAGCAGCGUUUUAAUUUAAUUUGCACCAUGUGUGAGGAUGCUAACAAAAACACGAGAAGUCUGCUGGAUGUAAAUCAUGUUCAGAACCUUUAAACGUGUGAAAACCAGAGACUCAAGUGGCAUUAUGCUGAAUAUGAACGGUUGAUACAGAAAAGAAUGAAUUCAGGUCAGCUGAGUGCCCCUUUUAGUGUGUUUCCAAUAAAAAUGAUACAGAAUAAUAAUAAAAUCUGAGCAACUAAAUCAAAAUCACACAAAUAUAUCUGAAGUGCCCUUAUUCACAUCAGUAACGUAACACUGCCGCACAGCAACGGUUUCAUCCUCUGGAACUCUUUUAUUCUCUCAGCUUCUCCGUCUUGUUGUGCGUUUUUCCUUCACUUUUCUGUCACUUUAAACGGAUCUGAUGCCAGACGGUGCUGAAUUCAGGCCUUAAGGCGUCGUCGUGGAAACGGAGCGGUGUCAGGCGCGCUGUACUCGUUCCCUUUUUGUGUCAUUUCCUGAAUCGCGGCUCGUUGCUCUCGUUAAUUUAUUGCCAGAUUACAUGGAGGGCUUGUUUCCUGUCGCGACUGCAAUCAAGGAUACGAAGGGAAACGCAUGAUUCUGAUGUAUGAGGUGAUUUUAUACUUGAAUGUAGUAAUUUAGAGGCACCCA
This is a messenger RNA of Acanthochromis polyacanthus (spiny chromis), 4802 nucleotides long. It is a transcript of the gene mfsd11, whose product is annotated as major facilitator superfamily domain containing 11. The record is from RefSeq and is a predicted model, not a curated record. The coding region runs from base 319 to 1686 and encodes 455 amino acids. Lineage: Eukaryota; Metazoa; Chordata; Actinopteri; Pomacentridae. The transcript has 14 exons.